Tribolium castaneum (red flour beetle) is the source of this 1961-nucleotide messenger RNA. RefSeq names its product Acyl-CoA synthetase family member 2 (gene Acsf2). The record is from RefSeq and is a predicted model, not a curated record. NCBI's taxonomy places the organism in Eukaryota, Metazoa, Arthropoda, Insecta, Coleoptera, Tenebrionidae. The coding region runs from base 165 to 1892 and encodes 575 amino acids. Gene Ontology annotation, molecular function: medium-chain fatty acid-CoA ligase activity. The transcript is spliced from 9 exons. Gene Ontology annotation, biological process: fatty acid metabolic process.
GUUUUGAGCCAAGUUCAGUAUUACGAGUAUUUAUCAACCAGAAACAUUAUGGUUUUUAUCUUGUCGUUUAGCAAGUUUAGUGAUUAUCUUUUAAUUAUCGGGUCCAAUAGCUAAUACAUUUAUACCGCGGUACUUUUUAAUCUAAUUAUAUUCCUCUAGUAAAAAUGUUGAAGACUGUUAGCAGCAAAUAUCCCCGGAUAUCUCUAGUAAAAAAAUCAAAAUGUAGCCACUACUCAACCAAACUAAGCUACAAACAUAACCUUGGCGAAGAACCAUUACGUCACAUUACUAUCGGAACACUUCUUGAGGAAACCGUCGCUAAAUUUGGGGACAGGAAAGCAUUGAUCUCUAGACACCAGAAAAAGUCACUAACUUUUGCGGAAAUUCUGGACCAGACGGACAAACUAGCAUCAGGGUUUAGGUCAAUAGGAUUAGAAAAAAAUGACCGGGUGGGCCUAUGGGCGCCCAAUUUAAUCGAAUGGUACAUUACUAAAAUGGCCUGUGCGCGAGCUGGGUUGAUUAUGGUAGGCUUAAAUCCGGCCUACCAGCCGCCGGAAAUGGAGUAUUGUAUUAAUAAGGUCGGAAUUAAGGCCAUUGUGUGCGCUGAUCAGUUCAAGAGCCAAAAUUUUUAUGAAAACUUGGCAACUGUAGCGCCCGAACUGGAAAAAUCCGAGCCUGGAAAAGUGAAAAGUGGCAAAGUACCGUCGCUUCAAACUGUGAUAACCAUGAGUGAAAACAAAAAACGAGGGGCCUUCAAUUUCGGCGAAAUUCUAGACUUAGCUACCAAUGACAGUAUUGCACAAAUCAGAAAGUACCAACGAGAUAUUAGUCCCGACGGCCCUUGCAAUUUACAGUUUACAUCGGGAACCACCGGUAAACCGAAAGCUGCUCUGACCUCUCACUUCAAUAUGGUCAACAAUGGCUAUCUGAUAGGCAAACGAAACGAACUGAAUCGGAAACAUCACACCAUUUGCUUGCAAGUACCAUUUUUCCACGCUUUUGGUACCACCAUAUCCAUAAUGGCGGCGUUAAACCACGGCGCAACGAUGGUACUACCCACAGAUGGGUACAGUCCGGACAAAUCCCUUGAUGCCAUCAAGGAAGAGAAAUGUACCAUAAUCCACGGUACCCCAACCAUGUACGUGGAUCUGGUCCACCAGCAAGAAGUGCGCAAAGAGGACAUUUCGCCGGAAAUCGCAGUUGCAGGUGGGGCUCUUUGUGCCCCUCAACUUUUCAAAAAAAUGCUUUCGGUGCUCAAUGUGAAAAAAGUGAAAUCUGUCUAUGGUUUGACUGAAACCACGGCGGUAGUGUUCCACUCUAUGGUCACAGAAAGCGAAGAAAAGGCUGUUUCGACCGUUGGUCACGUUGGUGAACAUGUUGAGGUGAAAAUCGUUGACAAGGACGGUGUUGUGGUCCCGUGUGGCACCCCAGGCGAGUUGUGCAUACGGGCAUAUUGCAAUAUGUUGGGUUAUUGGGAAGAUGAAGCCAAGACCAAGGAAAUGAUCGGACCCGAUAAUUGGCUAAUGACUGGUGACCAGUUUAUACUUGAAGAAGACGGUUACGGAAAAGUCGUCGGACGACUCAAAGAAAUGAUUAUAAGGGGAGGCGAAAACAUAUUCCCUAAAGAAAUUGAAGAAUUCCUUAAUUCCCAUCCAAAUAUUUUGGAGACACAUGUUAUCGGGCUUCCCCACGAACGGCUUGGAGAGGAAGUUUGUGCAUGCAUUCGCGUCAAACCCGGGACCAAAGUCACGUUUGACGAUAUGGUCAGUUUUUGCAAAGGCAAAAUGGCCCAUUUUAAAAUCCCGUCCAAGUUAAAAGUUGUUGACGAAUUCCCCAAAACAACUUCGGGCAAAAUACAAAAGUUCAAGCUGAAGGACUUGCCCGCAAAUUAAAACAGUACAAAAACGUGUAAUUGAAAUAUUUAUUUUUUAACUGUUGUUUUAAUAAAUUUUUCUCGCAUA